AUGGUUGCAAAGAAUGACUGGCGAGCCGGUGCAUUCGGCGUCCGCCCUGCGCGUGUGGCCAACUGCUCAGGCUACCAUGGGGACCCAGCUAGGGAGAUGUAUAAGCAGGCGACGCUCGGCGAGGUGGAUUUCAUCACCGGGGACUAUCUUGCCGAGGUCAACAUGGCCAACAACGCGGAAUCUUUCGCGCAUGGAAACCACCCUGGCUACGAGGAGACGGCCUGGGAAGGGCUUCAGCAGACGAUCGAUGUGAUUGCCCAAAAACACAUCAAAGUUGCCAUCAACGGAGGUGCCCUCAGCCCAGAGGGUCUCGCUCUCAGGGUGGCGGGAUUAGUCCAAGAGAAAGGCUACCGGUUGAAGGUCGCCUACGUCUCCGGCGACAACGUGCUCCCUAAGCUUGGGAAGCAUAUGGCGCGGCGAAAGGACGAGGCCUUGGCCCAUCUUGAUUCGGUGAAUCGCAACGUCAGCCUGUCUUCCGAAUCCGAAUCCUUUCUGUUCGCCCGGGAGGACGAGGACAUCGAACCCCGUGAGAUUGUAUCGGCCAACGCCUAUCUGGGCGCCCAUUCCAUCUACGAGGCUUUCCGGCACGGCGCCGACAUCAUCAUAUGCGGGCGUGUUUCCGACGCCAGCCCUGUCAUGGCCUGUGCGUGGUACUGGUGGUCUUGGAGCAUCACGUCCUAUAACGAGCUGGCGGGCGCUCUGGUCGCCGGACACUUGAUUGAGUGUUCGGCCUACGUGACCGGCGGCAACUUUGCAGGCUUCGAUGCCUUUGACCUGGACCGCUUCGUUGACCCGGGCUUCCCCAUCGCCGAGAUUGCUCGGGACGGGUCUUGUGUCAUCACCAAGCACCCCGGUACCGGCGGCAUGGUCACGGUCGACACCUGCCGGUCCCAGCUGGUCUACGAACUCCAGGGCAACGUCUAUCUCAACAGUGACGUGAAGGCCUACUUGGAUCAUGUGGUGAUGGAACAGGUCGGCCAUGACAGAGUCCACGUUUCCGGAAUCCAUGGCGCGCCGCCACCCGACACCACCAAGCUGGCCGUCUUCUACAAGGGUGGAUACGAAAUGCAGGCCUUGUUCAACGCUACAGGCUAUGCUUCUGACAAGAAGUUUGACCUCUUCAGCAGGCAGGUUCGAUUCUUCUUGGGCGAGGAGGCCUUGAGGCGGUUCGACGUUUUUGAAUUCCAGCAGAUCGGUGUUCCCGCCACCAAUCCAUCCAACCAGAACAGCAGCACCAUCUAUAUCCGCAUCUUUGCUCAGUCGACCAGCGCCGAGGCUUUACAAGCAAUCACCCGUGCCGUGCGCGACGUGUCGUUGAAGCAUUUCUCCGGUUUCCACAGUUCUUUGGACAUGCGCACAGCAGUUCCCCGCCCUUAUCUGGCCUACUAUCCAGCCCUGUGGCCGCAGUCCGAGAUUGAAGAACGCUUCCAUUUGGUAAGCGCUGACGGCACCAUUGAAUCGUUCGACACCGCCGGGCCAGUCAACUUCGACCAUGUUGGGCAACGGGAAUCUUAUGACACGAAACUGCCGGUCGACCUCAACUUGAAGGGCGAGCUCCGCGAGGUUCGCCUGGGAGACAUCGCCCUCGGCCGCUCCGGCGACAAGGGUGCGAACUUGAACUUUGGCCUGUUCGUUCAUACCCAGGCCGAAUGGGACUGGCUGCGCUCGUUCAUGUCCCGCGCCAAGGUCCAGGAGCUCCUGGGAGAUGACUGGCGGGCCGACUUUUCCAUUGAGCGGGUUGAAUUCCCUGGGAUCUUAGCCGUCCACUUUGUCGUGUAUGGGAUCCUUGGUCGUGGCGUCAGCAGCUCGAAGCGUUUGGAUGGCUUUGGGAAGGGGUUCAUCGACUACGUUAGAGAUAAGGUGGUUGAAGCCCCGAUCUCCAUUCUGAAAUAA
This is a messenger RNA of Capronia epimyces CBS 606.96, 1893 nucleotides long. RefSeq lists its product as uncharacterized. NCBI's taxonomy places the organism in Eukaryota, Fungi, Ascomycota, Eurotiomycetes, Chaetothyriales, Herpotrichiellaceae. The transcript is spliced from 7 exons. The record is from RefSeq and is a predicted model, not a curated record. Bases 1 to 1893 code for a protein of 630 amino acids.